AUGAAUUAUCAUUUGAUAUUAUUCUAUUUAAUAUCAUUUAUUUUUCAAUAUACAAAUUCAGUUAAUAUAAAUACUGGUUUUACUGAUGCAUUGACACUUGAAGAAUAUGAAGAUGAUGUUGAAUUAAUUAAAAUUCGUUUUGAUACUACAAGACCAUGUCGAUUUUUUUCUGAUGACCGUUAUCCAAAAGUAGAAAAAGGUUUAGCUAAUUGUUCAUGGUAUGAAGAUGAUGCAUGUUGUAAACGAACUGAAGUAGCAAGUGUUUUUGAAUCAAUGUUUACUUUACAUCAAGCUUCAUCACAAUGUCGAAAUAUGAUGAAUUAUCUCAUGUGUUUCUUUUGUGCACCUGAUCAAUAUUUAUGGUAUAUUAAAAAACAUGUUAAAAUUUGUCAAACAUUUUGUGAUGAACUUUAUAAACAUUGUAAAACAGCUGAAUUUAGUGGAAAUAUUAUUGGUACACUUUAUAAAUCAGGUUUAGAAUUUUGUGAGGCAAAUCAUUUUAAUGUAGUUACAAAUGAUUGCUUUAAAUUUGAUGAAAAUGUUUUUUCAUCAGCACCAUAUUUAUUUCCAUCAGCAACAUUCCUCUUUAGUCUUGUCAAUUUGUGUCUAGUCAUAAUAUAA
Rotaria sordida is the source of this 621-nucleotide messenger RNA. The record is from the annotation of a GenBank genome assembly. NCBI's taxonomy places the organism in Eukaryota, Metazoa, Rotifera, Eurotatoria, Philodinida, Philodinidae.